Hypanus sabinus (Atlantic stingray) is the source of this 7966-nucleotide messenger RNA. It is a transcript of the gene crtc3, whose product is annotated as CREB regulated transcription coactivator 3. Lineage: Eukaryota; Metazoa; Chordata; Chondrichthyes; Myliobatiformes; Dasyatidae. Gene Ontology annotation, molecular function: cAMP response element binding protein binding. The transcript has 15 exons. Gene Ontology annotation, cellular component: cytoplasm; nucleus. The coding region runs from base 666 to 2732 and encodes 688 amino acids. Gene Ontology annotation, biological process: protein homotetramerization; positive regulation of transcription by RNA polymerase II. The record is from RefSeq and is a predicted model, not a curated record.
AAGGAACAUUCAAUUUACCUCCUCUCAUUUUGUUUUUCUUCCCUUCCUCCGUGUGUGUCUCAGUGUUUUGGCGAUGCCAGGAGACCCAGGGCUGGUAUUUGGAGGAUAGAAGACGGCGAGUUUUACUGAGGGAACAGUGCCUCAAUAGACGAGGAGCUGACUGUUUUGGAUGCCACUCACCCAACUGUUGAAGAAGACAGCACGACAACUAUAAUUUUUCCAGUGGAGAAGAGGUGCCCCUGAGCGGCAAGCCCGCUGAAUAUUGCUGCAGGAUGGUUGUGUGUUGGUCCUGUGACCGCAGCAGGGUUUCGGGUUGAUUUUUGCGAUCAGAUUUUAGUUUUAGGGGAAGAUUUUGGGGAUAUGUUUUAGGGAGAUUUUGGAGAGUAUUUCAGGGGCACCUUUAGAUGUCAAGACUGGCUGUGAACGCAGAGUUGAGUGUUUUUGGCGUCAAGGGGCAAGGUUAGGCAGCAUUUGGGGUAAGUUUUUUGUUUUCGCGUAUUUUGAAGAGACUCUGGGUAUUUGGGGCCGUUUUUGGUUAUCACGGAGUACUAGGUCAGGUUUUAGAGCUUUAUUUGAAGUGGGUGGUGUUAUUUCGGGAGAAGUUUUGUUGAUCGGUGUUAUUUAGGGAGGAGAUUCACCGCGGUCUCACCCUUGCUGCUCCGAAAAUGGCGGGGAGUAGUUGCAGUCCGGGGCCCGGCGCCGGAGGCUCGUCGGGCGGCUCGGCGUCGGCCUCCAGUCCCGGGCCCGGGCCUGGCCCUUCCAGUGGCGGCUCGACCGCCUCCAACCCCCGUAAGUUCAGCGAGAAGAUCGCGCUGCACAACCAGAAACAGGCCGAGGAGACGGCUGCCUUUGAGGAGGUGAUGAAGGAUCUCAGCGUAUCGCGGGUCCAGUUGCACAAGCUGCAUCACUUGCGUUUGGCACAGACUCGAGCUCAGUAUUAUGGAGGAUCGUUACCCAACGUCAAUCAGAUUGGUAACAACACAACUGACUUCCAGGGUUUGUUGCAUCCAACGCUAGAUUCUACACGAGGAACACGACAUCAUGGUUUGGUGGAGAGGGUUCAACGUGAUCGAAGUCACUUAAUGUCUCCUCACCGCCGUCAGUCUCCAAUGGAUAAACACGGACGCCAAUUUGACAGUUCCCCGUACGGAUCAGUUUACCUUUCACCACCACCAGAUACCAGCUGGAGACGGAGAAUCCCACCCUGGGGCAGUGAGGAGAAGCCACCUCGAUUGAGACUGAUCUCGGCACUCAGCAGGACCAAUUCCGACUCUGCUCUGCACACCAGCGCUCUCAAUCCCAGUCCACAGGAUGCCUUCGUGGGGGAGAGCCAGUCGUUCCCACAGCAAGAUCGGCGGCAUGUGAACUAUUACGAUGAAAUGGACAUUCAGGGGGAAGUCUUUUCAUUCCCGGUUCCAACGACGGAAGAUAAUCUGUUAAAGCUGAACAAACCUUUGCCAAAACAGCUGUGGGAAGCGAAGAAGGUUCAAUCGUUAUUACGUCCCAAGUCCUGUGAAGUCCCUGGUAUCAGUAUCUAUCCUUCCCCGGAUCAGAAUGCCGGGUUGUCGCAUUUCCAAGGGUCAUUGAACACGGGAGGCUCUCUGCCCGACCUCACGAAUCUGCACUUCCCGUCGCCUCUUCCGACUCCCCUGGACCCCGAGGAUGGCUCCUUCCCCAACAUCAGUGGCGGCAGCAGCACCGGCAACCUGGCGGCCACCAUGACACACCUGGGAAUCAGCAGUUCCCAAGGUCUGUCAUCCUCUUUGCACAGCUCGCUGAGUAACCCAUCCAUACAAGCUUCACUCAACAAUUCCAUGGUGCCCUCUCCUUUGAGCAACCACUCCCUCGGCAAUACCCCUAUCCAGUCCUCUCUACGGCCAUCGCUAAGCAACCCGUCCAUCCCAACCACGCUGAACAGCUCCCCCCGCCGACGGCAGACACCAGUCAGUCCCCUGACCCUCUCACCUGGGAUGGAGUCUCGGAGGUCUCUGAACAAGCAGUUCUCACCAACAAUGUCGCCGACGCUGUCGUCCAUUGCACAAGGGGUUGCCUUGGAUACCAGCAAUAUGGCAAUGGAACAUCUGCCACCUUAUCCGCACUACCUGCACCUCCAGUCCAUGCAGCAGGCCCAGCAGCUAAUGCAGCAAACACAGCGACAGUCAUCAAUCUCUCCUGUUCAUCAGCUCCCUCAACCAUUGCCGCCGCAGCUACACUCUCCCAAUAAUGACAUCGUGGACAAUUUCUUCAGUGAUGCGUACUUUGAGCAGCAGUUGCUGGGCAGUCAGUCCAAGCCUCUGUCACACCAGCUGAAUCAAUUCAACGUGUUGGAACGGCUGCCCGGUGGCUUGCCGAUCAGCAGUAGCAGCAGCCUCUACAAUCUGGGCUCCAGCCUUCACUUUUCCCAGGCCACCAUAGGGGGCUCAACCGGGAGUCAUGGAAAUCUGCAGGAACAGUCGCCGCAGCUGAAACCCAACUUUCAAUACUCCACCUGCACUGGAAACAUCCCCAACAUCGUGCUAACAGGGGACUCUCUGCCAAGCUUGUCCAAGGACAUCAGCAGUGCUCUCUCUGGAGUUCCAGAGUCGACCUUUGAUGCCGAUAGCCAGUUCCAGUUAGAUGACGAGCUGAAGAUGGAGCCGCUGAGCCUGGAUGGACUGAGCAUGCUCACAGACCCUGACCUUAUUCUGGCUGACCCAUCGAUCGAAGACACAUUCAGGACAGACAGAAUCUAAUUGGUGGGAUGGGGUGAGACUAUUUCUGGACACUAAAGAGUGAAGAAUAACAUUUACAGAAUGGCACAUUUGGAGCUCGACUUAAUUUUUUAAUCGUUAAAGCACUAGCCAUUGCUUCCGUUUUGGUUUUUAACUCAGUGCAUUUAUGCAUAUGUUUAUCUGGAUUACGGUUGAUAUGUAUUUCUGUUUAAACUGAUUGUCGUCAGGAAGAAGGCCAGUCCCAGCACAUCAACGCCAGAAAAAUCAGUGUUCUGUAAGCUGUUUGUCUAAAUUUAUGUCAUCCUAAGCCACUGAUGGAAUUCGCUGCUGGCCUUGGCUUUGAGAUUGGGCCAACCUAUGCCACCCCCGCACAGGGCUCAGCUGGGUGGCUUCCAUCUGCCUCGGAGUCUGUGGGUGAGGAGAGAAAGAGAAAAGUGUCCUGGGCUAGAAACCUUGUCAGAAUGUGAGGACGAUUUAACUCUGGAACACAAUCGCCCAUCCUGACCAAUGUCUUUUCAAUAUUCACUGCAUGGUCUCGCUCACAAAGAGCGUAGAGCCUGUUCUGGCACCGACAGCCCUGCAGCAGGUGAGGCUCUGACACUGGGCACAACUGGCUGCUUGCCUUCCUUUUCAAAUGGGGUCUUGGUUCUUUCAUUGAUUGAAGGAAGUUAAUUGAGAUUGUGUAGGAGCAGAAAAGGAGACACUGUACUUGGGGCCAGCGUGGCUGGACACUGGGACCGAACUGGACAAGGCGACAGAGAAAGUGGACACUGGGCCAGCCCGGUUGACCAAUGGAUACUGGGCCCUGGGUGGUUGGAUACCACAGUCAGCAGGAUUGCCAACGGACACUGGGGCCACAGAGUGACAGCUAGACCUGAGGCUAGGUGGGCGCUCACUGAGCACUGGAGACAGAUAGGGUGACCACUGGGUGUUGAAGCCAGUGGGCAGACGCUAGACACGGAAGCCAGUGGAUGGGGUCACUGGACACUGAAGCCAGUGGGGGUCACUGGACACUGGACACUGGUUCGAUGACAACAACCUUGAGAGAGGAGCUGUUUUGUUCUCCCAAAUAAAUGCCUACAGAUUACAUGGUAAUGAGUUUCCAAUGUUAUUUUUAAUUAUGAAAUGGAUGAUUUUAAAAUAAUAUCAUUAGGAGUAACUCCAAUUCUUCUGGCAAGUUUGUCAGUGGGGACUGACUCCCCUUUACAAUGUGUAUAAAAUUUAUAUCUCUUUAACUGCAAGAUAAUUCCUCGAUUGUAUAGGGAGGAAUUUAAAUAAAAUAUCAGCAUUACUGAUAUCAAGAUUGUUGGAAAACUAUAUUCUAUAUUUUUAAAUCACUAUACUGUAUAGGUUAAGAAUCUGAACGCCUUAAAAGCUGCUUCCGGUUUGUUUGACGAAGGUUGAAGUCUGCAUGUUUGCCAACAGUCUGAUUCAAAAGUGUAUAAAGAGUAUCGAAGCUUUUCCCACAGACCUUGAAUGUCAUUCUGCUGCCUUGGCUUUGUGUUUGAGAUGUGCCAACACGAUUUACAGACUGCAGCAACAUAUCCCUUCGAUAGGAGUACUGAAUAACUUUUUUUUGAAGUAUUUGUGGUCUUGUUACAUAUGUUUUGUCCUAUGUCAGACCUUGGCCCAAAGUGGAGCUCGAGAGUGAUGUCUUUCAUCACAUGGGCACGGAACUCUUCCUGGAGCCCGCUGCCUUUGGCACCAUGUGUUUAUCCUUUGUAAAAUAAGCUCAUUUCAAACUUGCCUUGGUAGUCUUUGCAACUUGUCUCUUGCAACCUGUUAUUUUCAGCAUGUUGGUAGGAUGGAUGGUUCUCAGAGGGGUCACUUUCCAGUUGUGCUCUGCUGCCCAUUUGGGUUGUGUUUACAGGAACGAAGGCAGUGCUCACACUGUGGUCACUCACUGCUCUGCCAGACAAGCACCAGCUCUAAAUCUAUCCGUCCGCUGGCCUGACAACGAAGAACCAAUGGGUCUUAAGCUACGUAAAUGUUCCCAUUCAGUGCUUUUAGAAUGGAGGGGCAGACUGUGUCUCCCAGUUCAUCAGCUCAUAUCCAGAGCCAUUCUUUACCAUUGUGCAACCCAAGCCUCUCUCUCAGGCCCUGCCCCUCCCUCUCGUAUUCACACUUGCACUAUCAUUCCUAUCUUGCUCUUGUGCUGACAUGCUACCUCCUCUUUCUUUCUCUUCCCAUGUUGUGCACUACUCUCUCUCUCUCUUUCUCAGCACAGGUUGGGCGAGAGUCCAGACCUGUGUCUGUGGGCUAGGUGGGUCAGUAUCGUACGUUGCCUGUGGCUGGGUGCAGUUUGUAUGACAGACGUUGUGCCUCCACGGGUCCUGGUGGUACGAGCAUCUGUGGCAGAUAUUGUGCCAGGCUGCAGUGAUCUGUGAUAAUGAGCAGGUGGUUGGAUCAGAAUUCUCCUUCUCUCUUGAACAAUUCGGAUAUUUACAUAUUCUUAAUGAAAAGUUCAAAGUAAAUUUAUUAUCAGUGUGCAUUUACAACCAUAUACAUCCCCGAGUUUUGUUUUCUUGUGGCCACUCACAGUAAAUACAAGAAAUACAAUAGAAUCAAUGAAAGACCGCACCCAACAGGAGAGAGAAACAACUAAUGUGUAAAGCCAAACUGCAAAUUCAAAAAGAAAGAAGGAAAAAAGAAAUAUACAACUAUCAAGAACAUGAGAAGAAGAGUCCUGAAAGAACCUGAUGGUUCCUGAACCUGGUGCUGUGGGUCCUAAGGCUCCUGUACCUCAGUAAUUCAGUUAUUCGCCAGUGUGGCUCCCUGAUCUGCAGACAGAAGCAGAAGGAGAGGAAUGGGGGUCGGGCCUGUUGAGAAGACUGGUCUCAGGCUUGACUGAUCAGUAGGAGCAUUGCCUCAUUGCUCAUUGCCCCUGAACUGCAUUACCUGCUGCAUUGCAGCUAAUUCACCAGCCAUUUGCUGUUUAAAAGUGCAUCCACAUUAGCUUAGUUCAAUCUCACACAGAGUGAAGUUCCUCAGAGUUGUGUUUCAAGGCCCUCCAUUGGUCUGGGUUGACCAUAGAGGUUACAAAAAUGUGAUAAGCAGGCCAGGGCAGUGUGAUACAGAGAGCAAGCUGUUGCCUCUGUAGCAGGCUUCCCUCUGCCCAUGCAGCUGAUGGAUCCAAAGGAACAGCAUAGAUGGAAAUCAGCAUCCAACUCAACGGAGUUGGACUGAUUCAGGGACUCCAGCUCUGGAUUUUACCUCGGGUUUACUCCGGAAGCCUUUCCCAUGGGUAGGUAUAGCCACAAGGCAGUGGAGGUUUGAGAUCAGAGUUUUCCUUCUGCUCGAUGCGAUGCCCCAUCCCUCUGUGUACUUAUCCAAACAUCUUAUAAAUGUUGUUAUUCUAUCUGCCUCAACCACUUCCCCAGGCAGCUCGUUCCAUAUAUACAGCACCCUCUGCACAAAGAGGUUUCUGAUAAAUCUUUCUCCUCUCAUAUUAAACUUAUGCUGUCUAGUUUUCAGUUCUCCUUCCCUGGGAAAAAGACUAUCUGUGCCCCUCAUACACCUCUAUAAGAUCAGAUUAGCUUUAUUUGAUACAUGUAUACCAAAACAUACAGUGAAAUGUGUUAGUUGCUUCAACAACCAACACAGUCCGAGGAUGUGCUAGGGACAGCCCACAAUUGCCAACACACUUAACAACAAAGUGUGACCUUAACUCCAAAAGACAAUAAGGCACAGGAGCAGAAUUAGGCCAUUGAGUCUGCUCUGCCAUUUGAUCAGGGCUGACCUAUUUCCCUCUCAAUCCCAUUCUCCUGCUUUCCCCUCCCCGUAACCUUUCACACCCUGACUCGCCAAGAACCUAUCAACCUCUGCUUUAAACAUACCCUAUGACUUGGCCUCCACAGCUGCCUGUGGCAACAAAUUCCACAGAUUCACCAUCCUCUGGCUAGGGAAAUUCCUCCUCAUCUCGUGCGUCUUUGCAAUGUGGGAGAAACCCACACUGUUACAGGAAGAACAUGCAAAUUCCUCACAGAUGGUGGCAGCAAGCUGACCCCUCAAUCUCCUACUUUCCAGGGAAUAAAGUCCCAAUCUGCCCUAUAACUCAGGCCCAUGAAUCCUUGCAGUGUCCUCUCAUCCUCUCAUUUCCAUUUAUGCUGUAUCAGCAAUCGUCUCUUCUGAUGUUUGUAUAGGAUAUUUCAUGAUUGGGGAUUUCAGCUCCAAUGUUCUUGACCAUCCUCACACAGACAAUCCUAUCCCCACUGCAAGCCAUAGUCCCAGCGCUAGGCCACCUUAGCGCCCGACACCCUGCACACUCCUCCGAAUCGAUUAUUAUCACUGACAUCUGUCUUGAAAUUGGUUGUUUCGUUGUUACUAUAACAACAAGAGUAUCUGAAAAGCAAAUCAGUGAACGAGUAUUCAUGAGUUUAAUGGUGGAAGGAAGGAAGCUGUUCCUGAAAUGUUGAACGUGUCUUCAUGCUCCUGUACCACCACCUUGAUGGAAGCAAGGAGAAGAGGGUAUGUCCUUAAUGAUGGAGCCACCCUUUUGAGGCAUCACCUUUUGAAGAUGUUGGGGAGGGUUGUGCCCACAAUGGAGCUCGCUGAGGUUACAACCCUCAGCAGCCUUUUCCCAUCCUGUGCAUGGGUGCAUCCAAACCAGACCAGUCCGGAUGCUGUCCUCAGUACAUCUGCUAGAGUUUUUAAGGCUCUCCAUUGUUCAUGGGAAGUAGAAUUGAUCCAACUGGUUAAAGGUUCCCUGGUGAAAGAGACUGUAAACAAGCUGCUCAGUGUGCUGCUGACUGGUGAUUCAGCCUUAAGCAAACAUGGCUGCUCAUGCAGGGUAGGCUGCACUUCGCCACCAACAAUAUGAGAGUCCAAGAGUUUGACAAGAGAUGUGAGGUGAUUGCAGUGACUGGAAAUGGCCUCCUUGGCACCUAUUGUGAACCAUCCUUCGAUUUGUUACAUCAUGCCUGGAUUGUUAAGCUCUUCAGUUUUCCCUCUUACUGCUGAAUUUUGUCAAUAUUCAUUUUGAAUGAAAAGUUACUUUAAUUUAUUCUGACUUCUAGAACUAUCAGCCCCAGUUUCCCAUUUCUGUAUUACUACUUGAUCCAUUUUUUAAAGUACUGCUAAUUUUAUUAAUAUUAACUAGUAAAUUUCUGUUCCUGUGCUAACCUUAUGAAUUCAGUUAUUGUGAAGUGUACAGAUGAUAUUUAAAUAGGACUUGUCAAUGGGAUAGUGUUACCUUUAGUAAAGUGUCAUUUUUGCAUUGUCUUUCAAAUAAAAUACAUUAAAUCAAAGUUUUAAUA